Molecule: messenger RNA, 1194 nt
Organism: Drosophila obscura
Lineage: Eukaryota; Metazoa; Arthropoda; Insecta; Diptera; Drosophilidae
Product: antigen 5 like allergen Cul n 1-like
Exons: 3
Coding region: 16-1026 (336 amino acids)
Source: RefSeq, a predicted model, not a curated record
AGUUUUGAUUCGAAUAUGAAGUGCUGGGGUUCCAUACUGUGGUUCGCAGCGGGACUGCUGCUUUUAUCAGCCCUCAGUGGGGUCUGUGGCAAGAAGAUGCCGAAGUACUGUAAAAGGGAAAAGAAACUGCCCACCACAAAGACGAACUACUGCGGCGUGGAAUCGUGUGGCACCCUCGAGAACCUUGGAUGCAAAAACAAUAUGGCAUUUGUGCAGGGUUGCGCGGGUACGAUGUUCAAUGUAUCCGCUGCGAUGCGAACCUUUAUUGUGAAGCAACACAACAUCUACCGCAACCUCGUGGCCAGGGGAAAGCUCAACGACCUGCCCCCCUCCGGACGCAUGCUCAAAAUGCAGUGGCACGAAGAGCUGGCCGAGAUUGCGAGAUUUGCUGCGUAUCGCUGUUCGAUUGGCCCGAUCUACCGAUGCUUUGCCACCAUGGAGUUCCCGGGGCCCGGCUACAAUACGGUGUACAAUAAAUUUCCCAACGCCCAGGACCCCACGAAGAUUGUCCGGGCCCAGCUGAAGGUCUGGUUCGAGCAGUACGUGUAUGCGAACGCCAAGAGCAUUUUAUCGGGCAGGGCGCCCGGCGGCCAGGAGAUUGGACACUUCCUCCAGAUGGUGACGGGCCUGAGCGAUCGCGUUGGCUGUUCCAUUUUCAGGUCCACGCACUUUGGCUUCCGCUACCAGGUGCUCAUCUGCGCCUACAGCUGCUCCAGGCAGAAAAAAGUACCCGCGUACAAGUUGUCGCGCCUGCCGGGCGAACACUGUACGUGCGGAGCCGAUCAGGAAUACAAGAAUCUCUGCAGCACAUUUGAACGGGUCACGAGUUGCGACACGCUAAAAGCAAACCUAAGCCAUGACUCGAAACUCGCUAGCGCGGACUACGUGGACCUUUGGGGUGGAGAUAAGGCAAAGAAAAAAGGCGCCAAUUUACUCAGCCCCUUGGAAAACAUCGCCAAUUUUUUACAAGGAAGUCCUAAUGGAGCGGGCGCGGAUCAAAAGGAAAAAGUGUGGAGGCAGUCGUAACCUAAUAAUAUAUGUAUACAUACCUACAUAUGUGUGUAUAUAUGCACAGUGCAUGUAACGCAGAUUUCACGCUUCGAUUGUGCAAAUACACGGCUGAACUGUAAUGCCACGCAAAGAUUUAUUAAAGAUGCACAUCCAUCGAGGGUUGGGCUUCCAGCUCUAAGCAUA